Botrytis porri is the source of this 981-nucleotide messenger RNA. RefSeq lists its product as uncharacterized. The record is from RefSeq and is a predicted model, not a curated record. NCBI's taxonomy places the organism in Eukaryota, Fungi, Ascomycota, Leotiomycetes, Helotiales, Sclerotiniaceae. The transcript has 4 exons. Gene Ontology annotation, molecular function: oxidoreductase activity, acting on the CH-OH group of donors, NAD or NADP as acceptor. Bases 1 to 981 code for a protein of 326 amino acids.
AUGAGGGUUUUACUUACUGGUGGAUCCGGCUUCAUCGCCGCUCACAUCCUUGAUAUCCUUCUCUCCCGCGGUCACACAGUCAUCACAACCGUCCAUGUUCCUGCUUCUAAAUUAGUUUUCUUCAUCGUGGAAGAUAUUGCCAAGGAUAAUGCUUUUGAUGAUUGCUUAAAGAAGUUUGGGGAGGGAUUGGAAGCUGUGUUGCAUACUGCUAGUCCGUUCCACUUCAAUGUAACCGACACCAAGAAGGACCUUCUAGAUCCCGCCAUAAUCGGUACAACCGCCAUCCUCCACGCCAUCAAGAAAUUCGCCCCUUCAGUAACUCGCGUCGUAGUAACCUCUUCCUUCGCUGCUGUUCUCGAUGCCUCGAAAGGAAAUUGGCCCGAUCACACAUACACCGAAGAAGACUGGAACCCCAUCACUCUCUCCGAAGCGGUCGAAAACCCAUCCAACGGCUACCGCGCCUCCAAAACCUUUGCCGAAAAAGCCGCGUGGGAAUUCGUCGAGAAAGAGAAACCCAGUUUCACCCUUAGCACGAUGAAUCCUCCUUUGGUACUUGGUCCUAUUGUACAUUAUCUGAAUUCCUUAGAUGCGUUAAAUACAUCUAACCAACGCGUGCGCAAUCUCCUACAAGGGAAAUGCAAAGAGGAAAUCCCGGACACGGGAACAUUCAUCUGGGUCGAUGUGAGGGAUUUAGCAUUGGCGCACGUGAAAGCGAUUGAGAUUGCGGAGGCAGCGGGGAAGAGAUUUUUCAUCACGCAAGGAUAUUUUAGUAAUAAGGAGAUUUGUGAGAUUAUUCGAAAGAAUUUCCCAGAGUAUGAGAAGGAGUUGCCCGGGAAAGAAGUCAAGGGCGGUGGGUAUCCGGAUGGAGGGGUUUAUAAGUUUGAUAAUGCGAGGACGAGAAAUGUGUUGGGGAUUGAGUUUAGAGGGUUGGAGGAGAGUAUUGUGGAUUUGGUGGGGAGUUUGAAGGAGGUGGGUGUUUGA